GAAACUCCCAUUAAUUCUUAUUUCGAUUAUUCAAUUCUACCUGAUUUACCAUCUGCUUCAUCAAAUGAUUCAAAUAAUGGGCCUCAAAGACACCUCACAAUGAACUCUGCAGUUUCUGCAAUUUCUUUCCUUAAAAAUAAUCUAUUAAAUGAUGAAACUAAUAAUCAAGCUGCAUUGAAAAAGAAAAAAGAUGAUGAAUUACCUCCAGUGCCUCUUGAUUUACCUUCUUUACCCUUUUCUUCUUCGUCUUUAGUCACUCAACAUUUCUCAACAUGUGAGCGUGUUUGGUCUUUAAGCAGCGUGUUUGAGUGGUGCUUGAAGUUGAAGGUUUGGCUUCAUGACCUGUUCAUAUCUAAAAGGGAAUUCAAAAAGGCUUUAAUUAAAUUGAUCGUUUUCCACAAACGUGAUGUUCCAUUGGAUUUGAUUGGUCAAAACGCUGAUCGUAUUAUUGAUGAAUUAUUGAAAUCAAGAGCAAUAUUUUAUUGCUAUGGCGUUGAAGAUAACGAAGAUGAUGAAAAAUCUUUACCCGACCCUGCAACUGGCAAAGUUUCUACCUCAAAAGUCUCCACAUCACCUGAUAAUGUUGCAUUGGCUUCUAAGGACGAACCAGGUAUUUUAAUGGAUGAUUCGGCUUACGUUAGCGGUGUUAUGGUUGAUUUAACUGACUGUUAUUGCCAUGAUCGCGAUCAUAAUUACGCAAGUGGUCGCCAGCAAAAUCAAACUUUGAAUGAAAACCAUAAUGAAAAUGUACAAAAAAGAUGCUACUCAUUCAACUGUAAUUUGAACAGAUUAAUUGAACAUGAACUUCAAUUGAAAAACACUAAUAUUCACGAAAUAGUCCUUGGUGAAGAUUGGGCAUCACAUUGGAAAUUGACAGCUGAAGAUUUAAGAAACUUUGAUAAAAAUGUUUCGAAAAGACAAUCUUUAAUCUUCGAUCUUUUGAGAUAUGAACAAACUUUUAUUCAAAGAGCUACUUGUUUUGUUGAGAUUGUUGGACCAGAGUUCAUCAAAAUCGCUCAGCUUUUAGUUGGACCCGAAAUUGUACUGAUAAAUAAAUUCGAAGAUGAUAUGAUUAGCCCUGGAAAGGAAUUAGUCGGUAUUCAUGAAAAAAGUCUUUUUCAUCCAUUGCUUCGUAUAUUGAUUUCCAACGGUAAAUUUAUUUCCAAUCUUUCGGAAAUCGCUAAUAUAUAUUAUAAUUGGUCUCAGGUUGUCAAGAAUAGUUUACUCAAAUAUAUGAGUACUGUCCCAAUGAUCGAGGAUCUUUUAAAAUAUGAGUUAAUUAAAAACUGGGUUGACCACAAUGUUAGAAAUAUAAGCAGAGUCAAAGAAUUGAAAGUUAACGGACCAUUAUUAUUCAUGAGUACCUUCAACUCACGUUAUCAGCUGUUACCACUACAGUUAUCGGACAUUAGAAAGUCUUUUGACUCUCAAGAUCCUGAAUACAUUGCUUUAACCAGAGCUAUUGAUGGUAUCAAGAAAUUAGGUUCGAAGGUUAAUGAAAUGAAGGUUCACGCGGAUAAUAUUCAUGCCUUGAAGAGAGUUUAUAAACAAUUAACUUGGAAAAGUAGUAUUCAACAACCAAACAUUAAUUUAGGAUCAGAGAAUAGAAGGUUUCUCUUCAGGGGUGACUUAUCCCGUAAAGGUGAUUUAAAAAUUAACACUUACAUUAAUCAUUUAAUAUUAUUAGAUAAUUAUUUAUUCAUAACUGAAAAAAUUAAAAAUCCUCGUCUGGGUGGAUAUAAUUAUAAAGUUGUUGAAAACCCAAUACCAAUUGAAUUAUUACUUUUUGAAAUCAAAGAAAAUCAAACACUCGCAACCAGUGGGGGUAUUGAAAUUUCAUUGAGUAAAACGUUAAAUUUGAAUCCCCUGACAAGUCCCAAAUCUCCUAAUCCUGUAUUACCAGAAAAUGAAGAUGAACCAUCAUCAUUCCCUAUAAAACUUAGAUAUGCUGGAAGAGGCAAACAUGAUUCAUUUACGUUUUCAGCAAAAACAGAGCGUGAAAGAAUGGACUGGGUUAAUCAAUUAAUUUCGGCAAGAAGUAGUCUUUGUUCCAGAUUAAAGAAAACAGAACCUUAUAAUUUAAACUUAAUUUCAAAUACAAACUUUGCUUAUGAAUUUAGUAAUAGAAUUACAAAGUUACAAGUUUGUGCACCUCACGAUCCAAUUGAAUCAAUUUCAACGGAUGCAUUUACCAGGUUGGCCAAGUUAGGAUGUAAUGGUGAUGCUUAUUCAUUGAAUAAUUCAAGAAAUCAUAUCAUAUUCAGUAAAGCUCAAAGUGUUUCCAAAUUUGAGUAUAGAGGCACGGAAUUUUACUUAGUUGGAUUAGUUAAUGGUGUUUAUUUGAGUGAUAUGCAAAAUCGAUGGAAAAAAGUAAUUAACGGGGUUGAUAUAACCAAGAUUAGCGUUGUUACAUCAAUCAACUUAGUGGUGAUCUUAGGAAAUAAACAGUUACGAUACUAUACAUUAGAUCUGAUUAUCAAUGUUUAUUACGAACGCCGAGAUUCAAUGAGUUCUAUUUCAUUAUCAAAUGAACCGGUAUCCUUUUAUGAAAUUGGCCGCCACCGAGAAAUAACUAUGUUAUUUUACGCCAAAAGAAAGGGGAACUCUUCAGGAACCACCAAUUUCAAAGUCUUAAUUCCUGAAACUGAUAACGAUGGCGUUUUCAAUGCAUUCAAGGUUGUGAAAAAAUUCUACGUGGAAGCUGAAUGCUUUGGAAUAUCAAUUUUUAAUACUUCAUUUGCAGUUCACACUCAUAAAGGUUUUGAAAUAUUGGAAUUGGAUAAACUUAUUCCAAGAUCCAUACCAGAAAUUCCAAACGUUGACUCCAAGAAAACUGAUGCAUACGGAAGACGAUUACUACAAAAUGGUACCAAUAUGUCUAUGGCCACUAGUACUUCGAUAACUGCAUCUUCUUCUCACCCUGGAAUUGAUGCCAUCAAAAGAGCAAUGCACGCUAGUAGUAUUAAACCAAUGGGGAUGUUCAAGCUAACUAACAAUGCUGAAUUCUUAUUAGUUUAUAACGAUUACGCCAUUUUCACCAAUAAACACGGGAAAUUAUCAAGAUUUACAAUGUUGAAAUUUGACUUUAAAGCAAACUCGAUCGCAUUCAAAAACAAUAACUUGUUUUUGGUCUGCGAUGAAGCAAUCGAAAUAUGGUCAAUCAGUGAUUUUGUCAAUGGAUCCAAUAGAUUAAUCCAAGUUAUCGUUGGAAAAGAUAUAAAUAUGCUUGAUUCCAACGAUUUGAGUUUUGCCAUGGCCAAUCCAAAAGUAGUUGGUCUCCAACUUAUUUUCCGUCUCGAUAACGUUUCUACCGAAGUCGACAACAGUCUUACUUAG
This is a messenger RNA of Hyphopichia burtonii NRRL Y-1933, 3336 nucleotides long. It is a transcript of the gene TUS1, whose product is annotated as Rho family guanine nucleotide exchange factor. The record is from RefSeq and is a predicted model, not a curated record. Lineage: Eukaryota; Fungi; Ascomycota; Pichiomycetes; Serinales; Debaryomycetaceae. Bases 100 to 3336 code for a protein of 1078 amino acids. Gene Ontology annotation, molecular function: guanyl-nucleotide exchange factor activity. The transcript has a single exon.